CAGGAGGCGGGAGCGCCGUCGCGGAGAGGAGAGGAGAGGAGAGGAGCGCCCGGCCGACGAGGGAGAGGAGUAGUGCGGGAGAGGGAGGGAGAUUCCCAAACCCUAGCUACCCUCGCCGCCGCCGCCGCCGCCGCUGGCAGCGACGACGAUGGCCUCCGCGCUGGGCGGCGGCUCCGCGUUCUCCGCCGUCGUCCUCCUCGCCCUCGUCGCCGCCUCCCCGGCGCUCGUACCGGUGGCCUCCGCCCUGCCCUUCAUCGUCCUGCACGGGAUCGGAGACCAGUGCCAGAACGGCGGGAUGGCGUCCUUCACCGAUAUGCUUGGGGAGUGGUCGGGCUCCAAGGGCUACUGCAUUGAGAUUGGAAGAGGAGCAUGGGACUCUUGGUUGAUGCCACUUCAAGAGCAGGCGGACACUGUUUGCAAGAAGGUGAAGAAAAUGAAAGAACUUCGUAAAGGUUACAACAUAGUUGGACUUUCUCAGGGGAACUUAAUUGGUCGAGCAGUAAUUGAGUACUGUGAUGAUGCACCACCGGUAAAGAAUUUCAUCUCUAUUGGUGGUCCUCAUGCUGGUACGGCAUCAGUGCCACUUUGCGGUUCUGGCAUUGUAUGCGUUCUUAUUGAUGCUCUUAUUAAAUUGGAGAUAUAUUCAAACUACGUACAGGCACACCUUGCCCCUAGUGGUUACCUUAAGAUACCCACUGAUAUGACAGAUUAUUUGAAGGGUUGCAAGUUUCUCCCCAAGCUUAACAAUGAGAUACCAAGUGAAAGAAAUGCUACCUAUAAACAAAGAUUCAGCAGCUUAGAAAAUCUAGUAUUGAUUAUGUUUGAGGAUGAUGCUGUGUUAAUACCCCGGGAAACAGCAUGGUUUGGUUAUUAUCCUGAUGGCUCCUUCGGUCCAGUGCAGCCACCUCAAAAGACAAAGCUGUACAUUGAGGACUGGAUCGGCUUGAAGACUUUGGACGAGGCUGGGCGUGUUCAGUUCGUGUCUGUGCCAGGCGGCCACCUGAGCAUCUCCAGAAGUGACAUGAAGAAGUACAUUGUGCCUUACUUGAAACCGGGUGGAUCAUCCAGGCAGGGCAUUCGUCGCAUGUUGUCAGAUUGAAGGGAAGGACUUUCCAAGUGAUCGCAUCUGGGAUUUGUAUGUAAGAUCGGAAAUGUGGACCACUCACUGUUGAUGUCAUGUAAAUACUUUCGGUAAAAGGGAAUGAAAUACGUUUUUGGGCAAGCGGUGACCCUAUAUGAAA
Molecule: messenger RNA, 1241 nt
Organism: Oryza brachyantha (malo sina)
Lineage: Eukaryota; Viridiplantae; Streptophyta; Magnoliopsida; Poales; Poaceae
Product: palmitoyl-protein thioesterase 1-like
Exons: 12
Coding region: 149-1099 (316 amino acids)
Cellular component (GO): intracellular membrane-bounded organelle
Molecular function (GO): thiolester hydrolase activity
Source: RefSeq, a predicted model, not a curated record